UCCGUACUCCAAAGCUCGCACGCGCUGUAUAAAACACUCGAGCAGUCCGGACAACGCAGAGCACAUUCCAGCUUCAAGGUGUGAGGAUCUAACAAGAUCUGCUUUUGCGCCCACCAUGCGUCCCCUGACGGCCGUCCCGCUGCUGUGCGCCCUGUCGCUGGCCUCGGCCGCUCCGCUGGACUUUCUCAGCGGUCUGACACAGACCCCCAGCCAGGCCUCCGGGUCUGCCGCCGGUAACGUGGUCUCCGGGUCCAGCGGAGGGCCCCUGCAGAGCUCGCAGAUCGUCCAAGUCGGCGCCCAGGCCGGGGGAUCGACCAGCGGCGGCGGCGCCAUCAGCUCCAACUCGGCCAGCGCCUCCCAGUCGUCCGCGUCGGGACUGCUGGGAAACCAGCAGCUCUCCAGCACCAGCGCCGUCUCCGACCAGCAGACCCGCGACGGCGGACUGCUGGCCGCGCUGGGUCAGCAGCCGUACCAGCCCAACUACCAGCAGCCGUACCAGCCGAGCUUCCAGCCGAAUUAUCAGCCGAAUUACCAGCCUAACUACCAGCCGAAUUACCAGCAGAACUACCAGCCGAGCUACCAGCCGAAUUACCAGCCGAAUUACCAGCCUAACUUCCAGUCGGAUUUCCAGCGGCAGUAUCAGAGCCAGCAGUUUCCGAGUGGCCAGUAUUUCUAAUAUAAAGUGAUGGUCGUGGACUGAUGACUGUGUAUUUCAUUGGGGCAUUACAUAGAAUUACAUCGUUGCGUCUCCAUCACCUUCAUAUGUGUGAAUGGCAAAGGUCUGGCAGUCAAGUUAAAAAAGUCACACAUUGUUUAAAUCUGCGUCGAGCUGUUAAAAAUAAUGUCUUGUGGAUUCAUGUGUCACAUUUUUUCGCCGCUAAAAACAGAGACGUUACAUCGAGCUGUCCCUAUCCUCAUCUGAUGAUGGUUCCAAAAUUUCUCAGUGCAGAGUUGUACGUGUAAGUUGACAUGCCAGUUCAUUCUAUCAGUUGGCGUUGACCUUGGGCUGGUCCGUGCACGAGUGAAUAGUUGUUUGUUUUUACAUUACCGUUUGUUUGUUCUUGCAUUUAAGUUGUUGUUGUGUUGCUAUGUUAGGCAUAUCGAGUGAAGUUGCAGGGCCAAUUGUCACCCAUGAUUUUUAUACAAAUAAAGGUUCACGCCUCUUAA
Amphibalanus amphitrite is the source of this 1167-nucleotide messenger RNA. Its product is annotated as enhanced filamentous growth protein-like. Bases 116 to 676 code for a protein of 186 amino acids. The record is from RefSeq and is a predicted model, not a curated record. The transcript has 4 exons. NCBI's taxonomy places the organism in Eukaryota, Metazoa, Arthropoda, Thecostraca, Balanomorpha, Balanidae.